Messenger RNA from Seminavis robusta, 1044 nucleotides. NCBI's taxonomy places the organism in Eukaryota, Bacillariophyta, Bacillariophyceae, Naviculales, Naviculaceae. The record is from the annotation of a GenBank genome assembly.
AUGUCCAAGGAAGAGACGGUGGUUGAGGAGCCUCGUCUGCUGCCCGAAGACUUUGCCCCGUCCUCGAACACGGUGAUCAUUGGCCGAGGAAAGAAGAUCAAGGCCCACGAAGGAAAUCGUCGUCUGUUUGCAAUUGUCCGCGCCGAACUCCCCACUUACUCUGUGUGUGGCUGCAAGAACAAAAAGUCCGGUGUGUUGGUCAGGAUUGUGGAACGAGUUCGUGAUACCAACGAGGGCCGUGUGGGGUUCGUCAAGCAAGACGCCAAGACCGGUCGUUGGUACGAAGUCACCCCGUUUGCCGCUCGUACCAACGUGGCCCAAGCGUUUCGUGAUACCAACCACAUGGCCUACAAGAGUUCCAAGCAGAGCAAGCAACGACGCAGGCGACGUGUCAAGAUGACCGAUCCCGCUCCGGCCAGCCCGACCUCCUCGACUUGCAGUGUCCAAGCCAAGGCCAAGACAGCUACGUCCAUCAUGCCCCCUCCCAAGGCCCCCUCCAGCAUGAUGAUGGGUGGUUUUCAGCAAGACCAAGUCGCAUCCGCUUCCUUGGUGGCUUCUUCUUCGACCUCCUCCCCGACCUCCUUGAACACGUUGAUGAGACAGAACAUGAUGCCCAUGACGCAGAACUGUUCGCAGUUGGAUGCACUGUGCUCGGCGUCCGGUGUCGGGGCCGGUUGGAACACGGGAUACUUUGCUUCUUGGGAAGGCAGCAGCAGCACCCUGCAUCAGGACUCCUCGUUCGGACUCCAAGAUGACAGCCUGGCACGGCUCAACCACAUCUUGGACAAGGCAUCGGAUGUUGUCGACCUUCCCCAACACACAUGCGACUCCUCGUAUGCCUCCGAACAAGAAGCUCGUGCAACAUGGGGUGAUCUCCUGGAACCGGUCCCCAUUGCCGAACCCGUCCCCACUGUCGAGGACGCAGGGCUGGACAAGGCGUUUGAUGAUAUCGACGAAGAACAGCUCAAUGACGAAGACCAUUCGUUUGAAAUCUUUGACGUUGUGACUGCGGCUGACAUUCGAGCAGCUUUCGGCGCACAAUAA